Molecule: messenger RNA, 1070 nt
Organism: Aspergillus versicolor CBS 583.65
Lineage: Eukaryota; Fungi; Ascomycota; Eurotiomycetes; Eurotiales; Aspergillaceae
Product: cupin domain-containing protein
Exons: 2
Coding region: 198-770 (190 amino acids)
Source: RefSeq, a predicted model, not a curated record
CCCACCUCGGUAGUUCAGUGUAAAUCUCCAUCUCCAUCUCAUCUCCAAUGCGCCGUCUCCGCUCCCGAUGUGGACCCGAACAGUACGAGCUUGCUAGAUAUAACAACCACCGAACAGCCUUAACCAGCCUGCACGCAAGCACAAUACAAGCCCAUUCUUCGAAAUCCAACGAAACACCAAACAACAAAACAGUCAAAAUGUCUACCACCAACACCGACAACACCCCAAAAAACAUCCGCCCCCUCUCCCGGUACAUAACAACCCACAACGAAACCGGACAGGCGAUCUUCUCAAAAGCCCUCUCGGAAACCAUGCCGGUGCAGCCAAUCCCAGAUAGCGCGCACUUUUCCCUCGCAUAUACCUCCUCGCAUUUCCCCGCCCGCCUGGCAAACGAUAACGAUAUCCCCGAGUACGCGCGCUACCUGGAGCCCGGGAACUCGCCGGGCCUGGUUAUCUCCAGCGGCUCGGUGUGCCGUAUUGUUGAUAUGCGGCCCGGAGCGUUAAGCCCGAUGCAUCGCACCGUUAGCUUGGAUUAUGGUGUUGUCUUGGAGGGGGAGGUGGAGCUGGUGCUGGAUUCGGGGGAGACGAGGUUGUUGAAGAGGGGGGAUGUGGCGGUUCAGCGCGGGACGAACCAUGCGUGGAGGAAUGUGACGCCUGGGAAUAGCUGGGCGAGGAUGCUGUAUGUGCUUACCCCGGCGGAGGGUGUUGAGGUUGGGGGUGUUAAGCUGGGAGAGGAGUUGGGGGAUAUGGGGGUUAGGGCUAGUUCUUGAUUUUGGUGGAUUGGUCUAUAGAGGGAAAUAACAGAGGUGUAUUUAGAUGUUGGAAUGGAUAUCGAUAUUGUAUAAGAUACUGUGAUGGGUAUUGUAUGAUUGAAACACUACUCUGUACUAAAAGCAGUGCUAUAUGGCCUGUGCUAGCUAGUAUUCUCCUCCAAUCUCAUAGUGGAAUAUCCGAUCAUUAAUCCUUCCUCCAGUGAAUCUCCAUAGCCGAGCAACAGACGCAUUCAACCAGCACCCAUGUAACAUCGACUGAAUGAAGAUGAACUCUGGCAGGUUGGACCCCGCCGCGCG